GAGCCCCUCCGGUUGCGCGUCAGCAUCCCCUCAAAUAGGAAUCCGCUGCUGUCACUUCUGCUCUACAUACUGAGAGACGGGCGACUGUUACCCUGAAACAACAAUCUGAAGGCGAAUUUCACUUGACAUGCAGCUGUUUUUGCAUGUGAUGCUAAAGAAGAAGAGUCAGGGGAGGCUGUGAGGAGGCUGGCGCUUCGCAAAGAAUGAUAGUGAGGAUCCAGGCGUGCUGUCCCAGGAGAACUCAUCUGAAGAGCUGGCCUCGAGAGACCGGGAUGCUCGUCUAACGCACCGGGGGGCGAGUUUUCCUGAGCAGACAGUCUGUGUGGCGGAUUUUGAGUUUGAUCGGAAGUGAGUGAGUAAGCGAGAGGGAGUGGGUGUCAUGGAGGACAAAGGAGAUGGAGUUUUCCCGAACACUACCUACCAAAACUUGCUGCUCCUGGGAGCCAUCGCGGCGGCGUCCGCCUUUGUGGUCACCAUCCUUAUUGUCCUUGUCUGCGUUGGAUGCCAAAGAAAAAGCAAGAGCAAGCACCCCCCAGCCGGAGAGAAAGGGACAUCUGUAAAUAUGCAGGGUUCCCUUCGACACCCAAAACUGAACUCCAUGAGCAAAUCUGACACCAGGCUGCAUGAGAUCAAUCGCUUUCCCUGCAAUGGAAACUCUGUUGGCAAGAGCCGUCCAGCCAGCAUGGACCUCCUGCUGCUCCACAGUCGGCGCUCGCAGAACGACCUAAGACCCUCCCAUGGGCGCCAGCUUCCCCAGAUCCCCACCAGUCCCACGGGAUCUGGUCAGGGGGGAGGAGGGGAAACGGGAGGAGAUGGUGGAGGUGGCGCAAGUGGCGCAGGUGGAGGAGGAGGAGGAGUAGGAGUAGGAGUAGUAGUAGGAGGGGAGACUCGAGACCACACUUACACUGAGGUGGGCAUCCGCAACAACCCCACCCCCACUCACUGCCUGGAUGACGGGCUGUAUGAAAGCGUAGGUGUCCGGGAAGGUGAUACAGGCCCCAAGGUCCCCUCCGCCCCGCCGCCCUCCUCAAGCAGCACUCCGGCUACAAUCAGAGCGGCCCAAAGCCCCCCCGCUCAGGCCAACGGAGCUCGCAAUGGGAACGGUCAUGUGAAUGGUGGCAGAGGGAACGGCAGAGGUAAUGGCGUCAUUAACGGGACGAUGGCAGGAAUAGGUAAUGGUGGGAAUGGGGUCAACAGGUCCCCUCUGUCUUCUGUCAACUCUCUCGCCAUCCAAGAUCAAACUGCAGCAGAGUAUGCUUCCAUACGGAAGUUCCGAAAGGUCGACAAGACAAACAGGAAGGAAAAUAACGGUGCUGACAGCCAUUCAGACCAUUCGAGUGUGAGUGAUUCACCCUCUACAGCUCCUCCUCCACUUCAUCGCAGUCAGGAGUUUCCGCGCAAAGCACUGGAGCCGUUUCACCUGCAAACCUUCCCGAAGGAGCCAGUGUUCAUGGGCAAUGGGGAGCAGUACAUCUGGAAGCCUCCAGAGGAAGAUGACAUCAUCACCUUGCACCCUCCUCCACUCCGCGCAGAGAGUGUACAGGGGCACCCAUCACCCCCCACUGCAAAGGAGAUUGCAGACACCUACUCCAUUGUGUGUAAAACCCAGAAGAAGAAACCUUCCAUGGAAAACAACGGAUCAAAGACCCUCCCACGCUCCUUUGGUGGAGGUUCACGGGGCCGAGGCAGAGGAGUUCAGGGCCCGGCGCGUUCCCAGGAGGAGCCGGGCUACGAGCCGGUAGGAGACAGGUCCUGGCCCGAGUCUGACCCCGCGUACGCUACAAUCGACGCCCACCGGAAAAGGGAGCAGGAGGGAACCAAUAACAGCCCAGUUGGGGGUUCUGCCACUCUGAAAAGGAAGAAGCAGACGCCGCAGCAGGCAGCUCCAGCGGCUCCAGCGGCUCCAGCGGCUCCAGUGGCUCCAGUGGCUCCAGUGGCUCCAGCGGCUCCAGCGGCACCAGCUGCACCUCAGGGCUCAGGACCCACCGCCCUGCCUAGAGGCGUUCCUGGUGGGGAAAACUUCUACGAGACUAUCAGCGAUGUGAAACAAGGGGCCAACAGCUCCAGCACCACCACCAUCUUCACCUUCAAUGAUGGGAUGGAGAUGUAUGUCACUGGCCUGUAGCUGGCUGACAGGCAGAAAGUGCCCAGGGCCCACUGGUACAGAGUCAUGAAAAGGACCCUCCUGUUCACCUGCCAAACGUCUUGCUGUACAUACAUACAAGGCCCUCUAUAGACAAAAAACAUGAGGAUCCAUUUUGUGAUGACAUCAGGUACAAACAGGGUCUUAAUCCAGGUUCAGACAUCCCUAAAUUGGUCUGUACUUCAGAACCAGCCUAAGCCUAGUCCAGCCCAAAUAUGGACCAAAUACGUUUUAACAACAAAAAAAAAGAUUAAGAAAACUGGAAUAUACAUCUUCAGUCUACUGUGUCACUGACCAUACUCACCUGUUUGUGUAUCAUUUUCCAUAAUAUCUUUAUUUUUAUAUGAACACUCUUCAAAAAGUAUGUGGUGUAACUCACAUCCUGAGAACAACACACUUUAAUAUAUAUAUAUAUAUAUAUUUAAAAAAGUAAUGUAUGUGCAUGCAUUGUGCAAACACACACCUGAAAAUAGAAAAAAGUAGCAAGGAAAAUCGUAGGUAUAUUGAGAGGAAGAGGCACACUGUUACCUAUUAUCAGACACACACACACACACACACACACACACACACACACACACACACACACACACACACACACACACACACACACACACACACACAUACAUAUGCCUCAUUUUGGAGGGACUUAUGUAAUAAGCAGAUGGAUGGCACAGAGAUUUGUGGUGCUUAGCUCUCCCUAAGCAAACAUCUGAAACAAGUUCUCUGGUCGCUAUGGCCGGUUGCUUGGUGCUUUGCUCCAACACAGAAGUAAGCGAGGGCUAUGGUCUACAUUUAAAAAAUAAAUAAAAAGGUUCAUCGUUGUGCUCUACAUAGCAGUUAAUAAUAUCAGCCCUUAACUUAAUAAUGUUACAUCCAAUCAACAAUCAAUACUCCAAUUUGACAAACAUCUGUACCCAGAAGCAUGAUGACACACCCCAGCUCAGAUACAAACAUACUUGGCACAAUCAUGCGGGGUAAGUUGAGAUCAGUGGCAUCGAGAAGGUUGUGAAAGAACUUCUCCAGAAGGAUACGGGUGACAGAUUUCACAAUACAAAAUGUUCACUGUAUACAUCAUUGGGAAAAUGUAGAAUAUUUAUAAAAAUAAGGAAGCGAAAGAGUGCCCAAAAUAAUACAGGAUGUUUUAUCCUGCGCAGUUAAUAACAUGUAAUGUCCUUUGGGGACUGUAAACUGCUUAUUUUCUGACCGUUAUAAUUUUACACUCGAUAGCUGCGGGGGUUUUAAUUUAAUUGCUCAUUAACAUGCUGUAAAAGGCAUUUCCAAGUACAGUUCUAAAAGGCAUCUAUGGUCUCAAGUCAUAGCUAGAGCUCCCCAAAGCUCACCCGACUAAAGUCUGGUGGUUGAAAUAGCAACAUAGGACUUGGACUCCAAGGAAAAUAAAGAGCUGGGCAUGAACAUUACCAGUGAGUGUCUUUGGAAGGUUGCCCCUCGCUCUCUCGCUACCCUCUCUCCAGCCUCUGCACCGAGUUCUCUUCCAUAAUAAACAAUGUAUUUUCCAUGUAGCUUUGGGGAACAUUAAAAAAAGAACAGAGGAAUCAAAACAAAAUAUCAGACGUUUAGUGAAUGGGCAUAAAGAUAAGGGGUGAAGAGGGAUAUAAAAUGCUUACCGAGCUGAAGGAUGCAUUAGAAAAAGCACACUGUGAGACAACCAUGCAAAGAGAAGACGGGUUUAGUAGGGUUAGUAAUUCAAUGAUAAAUGCUACUGUUUCAGAAAGUAUAUAAAAAAAACAAAUGCACUCUGUAUUUUAAUGCACUGAUAAUUUUUUCUUACCUACUGACAAUACCAUUGGUUAAAUAGCUCAUGCCACUGCCAUGAAAACAGUAUUGUGUUGUUGGUGCAAUUUUUUCCUGCUUGAUCAAAAAAACGCAUGCUUUGAUAUAUGGAGAUGAAAACAAAUAUUGUUGUACUUAUUUUAUCUCUUUGUUUGUUAAUAUGUUUCUGUUUUUUGCCAUGAGAUGCAAAGCAGCAUUCAGUUUAUUUUCCCAAAGCAGCGACCUGGAGGAGGAAGGGAGAGAAAUAGAAAGUGAGGGAGAAGCCGCUGGGAUUUUAGAGCGGAGCGUUGUUCAUCCUUCCGCUCUGGGGGAACAAGGAGGAGCGAUAGAGGUGAGGAGGGGGACGAAGAACAGCUAGUAAAACUGGAUAACUGAAAAUGGACACGGACCCAAAGGACCCUCCCCCUCCUGAUGUGUAUUUGCUUGCGUACGUGCACACACACACGAAAUCAGGCCCACACUGCCAUGUGUGUUUCCAGUUUAGGGGAUGAAGCACAUUUUGCUUCCAUGCAUUUUCUCCCUUCCCAGCCGUGUUCAUUCUCCAAUCACCUCUCCCUCGCUGUGUAGGGUAGGGGCUUUUGAUGUCCAGUUCUGAGGGACUCAGGGAGGGAUAUGAGGGGGGGGGCAGAGGCUGCGGGGUCAGGCCAAACCCAGUCUGAUAUCAACAAUGCACCAACAGCUCAACUACUGUCUGAUAUGAGAAAUGGCCAACAGCUGAGACGCUUUACAAGCUUUGUUGAGGCUUCCCUUAGACAAUGCUGGCUUGAAAUCGCUUUCACACCUAAUCCUUUUUCUCUGGCUGUCACAUUAUGUGUCACAUUUUCUUUAUCCUGAGAGAAAGCACUGAUCUGAUAUAUAUUGUUGAACACUGUUACAGUAGACACUGAUCGAGACAGAUGUUCAUUGCACAAACAAAUACAGUAUGAUGAUGUAAAUGUGUAAAAUACUCGGUUGCUGUUCUGAUGUUGUUCUAAUGUAACAUACAGUAUACAGUAUAUUUGUUGAAAAAAAAGAUGGUUAUCACAGACACAUUGUACUUGUGGAUGCAAUAUGUUUCAUGCUUUCCAUGCAGAUGCUGUUUGUUAAUUGUCUUCAGAUAUAAUUAUGGGCCAAAACUGCUGUGACAGCUGUAGCCAAUGUUGUAUGUUCUUAAAGCACAGGGUUUAGUUGAAAAAAUAAUGAAUAUAAUACAAUAUAGUGUGACAGUGCAGAUAUGCAAAAGAUUGUAAUGUUUUAUAUUAACCUUCAUAAAAUAUUAAAGUGAGUUUUUACUUUUCUAAUAAAGUGGCACAUUAU
Notothenia coriiceps (black rockcod) is the source of this 5230-nucleotide messenger RNA. RefSeq names its product formin-like protein 16. The transcript is spliced from 9 exons. Gene Ontology annotation, cellular component: membrane raft; plasma membrane. The coding region runs from base 380 to 2125 and encodes 581 amino acids. Lineage: Eukaryota; Metazoa; Chordata; Actinopteri; Perciformes; Nototheniidae. Gene Ontology annotation, biological process: B cell receptor signaling pathway; intracellular signal transduction; negative regulation of T cell activation. The record is from RefSeq and is a predicted model, not a curated record.